Lottia gigantea (owl limpet) is the source of this 2684-nucleotide messenger RNA. RefSeq lists its product as hypothetical. Gene Ontology annotation, biological process: glutaminyl-tRNAGln biosynthesis via transamidation; mitochondrial translation. The record is from RefSeq and is a predicted model, not a curated record. NCBI's taxonomy places the organism in Eukaryota, Metazoa, Mollusca, Gastropoda, Lottiidae. Gene Ontology annotation, molecular function: glutaminyl-tRNA synthase (glutamine-hydrolyzing) activity. The transcript is spliced from 12 exons. The coding region runs from base 1065 to 2684 and encodes 539 amino acids.
CUUUAGAUGUACAUGUACGAAAUUGUAUCUGUUUGACUCUAUUUUCGAUGAAAAUUCUUUUCAAAACAUAAUAUGAGACAGUCUAAGUAAAAUUAGACUGUUUUUUUAGCUUUUAUUUUUAAGCUACCCACUUCAGUUAGUGUCUAACUACAGCCCUUGUGUAAGUUCAUCAAAUUAGUGGUGAUAACCUAACUCAAUGACAUCUGCUUUAACCAAUCAAUUUCUACCCUCUUCAGCGCUGUCAUUUUGUAACGCGGUGUUUAUCAGGUUUAGGUCAAAAGGUUAAUUUGACGAACGUUCAAGAGGGCUGUGGUUAGACCCUAACUGAAGUGGCUGUAUUAAAAAUAAAAGCUGUUUAAAAAAACAAUAAAAGUUUUGUCUAAUUUUAAUUAGACUGAAUAUGACUGCUCGAUAUUCACAAAUUUUCAUGUCAGUCAUACGUUAAUACACAUAUAAUCUUUGUCUAGCUAUACCAUUCAAGUCAUAGAUUUUGAUGAAAAUUAUAAAAAAAUUUGCAAAUUAUUUUGAUGUAACAGAUAUAGUCACUUUAUGUAAAUUAGCACCAUUUUUUAUUUGCUUAUGUUUAUGUAUAUUUUUGUGUCCAUUUUUUAUUUGUCUGAUUGUCCAAAUAUCAAAGUUUUUAUUUGUCUUUCUGUUUAUUUUUGAAAUUUGUUUUUGUAUUGUCCACCUACACACAAUUUAUAUUCAAGUUGAUUAUAAAAAAAAUUGAUGUCUAUACAGUGUAAAUUUUUUUUAAAGAAGUGAACACUUUCUGAAUUUGUCUCGUGAAGUUUAUAAUGCCAUUUUCUCUACAUUAAAUCUGAAUGAUUAGCUUGAAAUAUUGCCACCUUACUGAUUAUUCGUAUAUUUGUCUUGAAAUCUUCUCCUGUUGUUGACAUAUUUUCGUGCAUUUCAGACUUUUUGGUAAAAACAAAAACCCACAAAGUUUGACACAAAUCUAUUCAGAAAUUAUUUUGUUAAUCUGGCUUAUCUUUGCAAUUUCUAGCUAUUAUGAACUUCUUCCAAUACCUUGGCUACAAUAGCCACUAUUCUAGUGUCACGGAAUGCAGCCAUUUGAUUGGAUUGUACGCCAUUGUAUACGGCCAAUCAGUGCCCUUGACUGUCAACAAUUUAAGAGUGUGGUGAAUCAUUGUAUGAGAUCUCUCCAGAAGUCUACAGAAUGGGAGAGUGUGAUAGGUUUAGAAAUUCAUGCACAAAUAUUGUCUGAUAGUAAAUUAUUUUCUGGGUCUGGUACAAAAUUUGCAGCUCCUGUCAAUUCACAAGUUUCAUUAUUUGAUUGUGCUAUACCAGGAACGCUACCAGUUUUGAAUAGAAGAUGUGUCGAGGCAGGCGUUUUAACGGCAUUAGCCUUGAAAUGUAAGAUAAACAAUGUCUCUAAAUUCGACAGAAAACAUUAUUUUUAUGCUGAUUUACCAACAGGAUAUCAGAUAACUCAACAAAGAGAACCUCUAGCUAUCAAUGGUAAAGUUGACUUCAUAGUAUUUGAUAAGAAGAAGAGUAAAUUACCCUACACGAAAACAGUUCAACUGAUACAAUUACAACUUGAACAAGACAGUGGUAAAUCUCUACAUGAUGAUCAAGGUGGCAAGAGUUUAAUAGAUUUAAAUAGGGCUGGUGUUGGUUUGAUGGAGAUAGUUACUGCCCCUGAUUUUACGUCUGGUGAAGAAGCGGCAGGAUUUAUUAAAGAACUACAUAAAAUAUUGACAAUGAUAGAAACGUGUGAUGGCAAAAUGGCAGAGGGUUCACUAAGAGUAGAUGCUAAUGUUUCCAUAAACAGACCAGGAGAAGAAUUGGGCACCAGAACAGAAGUUAAGAAUUUGAACAGUAUCAGAGCUGUGGCUAGAGCUAUAGAAUAUGAAAUAGAGAGACAGAAAGAGGAGAUGGAAAAGGGAAAUGAAAUAGUCAAAGAAACCAGAACAUUUGAUACAGUAACUGGGGAAACAAUUGUUAUGAGAGAUAAAGAAACAGUCCUAGAUUAUAGAUUUAUGCCCGAACCAAAUCUGCCUCCUGUACAUGUCUAUAGUAGUCAGGAUCUACCAGACUCUAUUCCCAGUGAUAGAGUAGUCUUGAUUGACAAGUUAAAGGAACAGAUACCAGAGUUGUUGAGUGAGAAGAGAAAACGGUUACAAGAACAAUAUAAUAUUCCUCUUGUUUUAACUUACAAUAUUGUGAAUGAUGAUGAGUUUUUACAGUUUUUUGAAGAAUUGGCUGAAACUGGACAGGCAGAACCAAGGAUUAUAGCUGCUUUUGUCAGUGACUUUUUGCUGUAUUUUUUGAAGAAGUUGGAAAUCAAUAUCAGUGAUAUUAAGAGAGAAUAUAUAUUAGAUCUAUGUCAACUUGUAGAGAAGAGACUUAUUACUAGAGAAACAAGAAAUAUAUUAUUUGAAAGAAUGAUCAUUGAAGACAGGAAACCCAGUGAUAUGGUUCAAGAAGAUAAUUUAGAAAUCAUUCAAGAUGUAGAUGAAUUAACAGAAUUAUGUAUACAAGUUCUUGAUGAAAAUCCAAAAUUUGUAAGGAAAUAUAAAAAUAGUUUAACAAAAGGAAAAGAAAGAGCGUUUAAGAAUCUUGGAUAUAAAAUGGAGGAAUUAACUGGAGGGAGAGCGAUAUUUGGUGCAUGGUCUGGAAUUUUAAAAACAUUAUUAGAAGAACGCAUUAAAGAUUGA